AUGUCUACCAAGAAAAGAACGAAUGUCCGUCAGAGAAACUUUCUUGAUGACAGGUUUCGAAUGGAAGCAUUAACACACAAGUCUUAUCAUUAUGAAAACCCCUCGACUGGACCUCAUAACGAACGUUUGGAAUUCUUGGGGGACUCGAUCGUCUCCUUCGUUGUUGCAAACUAUUUAUUUAACCGUUUUCCUAAUUUCAAAGAGGGACAGCUCACCCUUUUACGAGCUAAUUUGGUCUGUAAAAAAAAAUUGGCCCAAUUUGCUCUUCAACUUGGUUUGAACUCCGAGAUUCGUUUAGGAGUUGGAGCAUUACGCGAUGGUGGCAGAGGCAGUGAAAAAGUUUUAGAAGAUGCUUUUGAAGCAUAUAUUGGAGCCGUAUUUCUUGAUUCAGGAUAUAGCAUGGAUGCGGUACGAGAUUUUAUGGAGCCUUUGCUAGCCCCAGCUGUUGAUGAAUUGAUUCGUAGUUCUCCUCACUCGUCAGUUUUUCCUGCCGUGUUCAAACAAAAAUUACAUGAGCAUAAUAAUGCACAAUUCCAAAUGAUCGCGGACCAAAUUUUAAAUUCCGACCUUCAAGAUCCAAUUAAUAAACUUCAAACUUGGUCUCAAAGAAGAGGAAUGGGAAUUCCAGCUUAUAAACCCUACGGUGACAAUUGUAAUGAACAUAACGCUGUCUUUACCGUUGGUGUACUUAUUAAUGGCAAAUGUUAUGGUCGUGGUUCUGCAAGAAAUAAAAAGGAUGCAAAAAAAGAAGCCGCAAUAAACGCUCUUAAACAUGUUACUACUGGACAAAAUGACGAACUUAGCUCUUUUAGAAAUAUCAGUCGUUUAUCUAUGACGAACAGAAUUCAUGGUCCAGUUUCUAAAGGAUUACGAUCCAACUAA
Funneliformis caledonium is the source of this 882-nucleotide messenger RNA. The record is from the annotation of a GenBank genome assembly. Lineage: Eukaryota; Fungi; Glomeromycota; Glomeromycetes; Glomerales; Glomeraceae.